UCGCACAUUAGGAACAAGGUGAUACGUUGUUAAGUCAUCGUCGGUCCUCGUGCUUGAAAUGUGCUAGUGCUGCGAGUGCGCGUUGACGUUAAUAACAUCGACACUGCAACUGAAAACCGCGUUUCCGUGUAAACACCGUCAGAAGAAACCGGUAUUCAAAAUGAUGUUUAAAUACAUGUGUUUGGUUUUGUUCAUAACGUGGUAUCAGUUAGCUGAAUGCCACCCUGCAAGCUCUAACGUCAAGUCAUUAGAUUCCAUGAUCGAAAAGGAAUCUGAAGCAUUUUUAGCUGUCGAAGCAGAAAACUCAAGCCAUAAAAAUGUCAGAGACAAAAGGACAAUCGGCUUCUUAAGGCAGCUGUUUCCAAAUCUAUCUCAGAUAGUCGACAGGAAGAUCCAACAAAUCACACGAUUCGUAUUCCGCGUGAUCGGCAGGCUGGUGCUCCGUGGCGGWGGGGCUGGUGCUGGUGCCGGUGCGGGCGGUGCCGGUGCCACGGCCGCUGCUGGUGGUGAAUCUGGCGCCAAUGGUGGCCGGCGGAUAUCGAUCACGUUGCCCACGUUCCCGCCGUCCACAGACGACGAAGAAGAAGAAGAUUCAGCGACGGUGUUGCCGACGGCCACCGCCGACUCGUCAUCCUCAUCGGCUUCGCCAUCGUCGGACGCUGACCAGCUUUCAUCGAGAAUAUCGGAACCGGCUUCAUCCGAGGCGGCCGCCACCGAUUCCGCGCCGGCCGCAUCCGCAGAUUCAGGCACGGCCGCCGACUCAGCCGUGGCCGCUGACUCGGCUUCUGACGUGUCGGUCACCACCGCCGACCCGGUCACCACCCCAUUGGACUCAGACAACAUAGUCGGCACCGGUAUUGUGAAGAGAAAGGCAAGGGAAGUUUCGACAAACGAACCAAGCUCAACGAAAAAACGGUCACCGCUUACUGACACUGAUAACGAAGUAUCAUCCGACAACACUUUGUCGUCGAACGCCGGCGAUGACGCCCAAGCCGAAGUGGUUGCGGACGAAGACCCUAGGAAUAAACGGUUCUUAUUUAAUCUGCGAGGAGGAGCCGGCGGUGGAUCCGGCAACUUUUUCUUCGACCUGAUCCGAUUGGUGGCUGGAAGCGGAGCCAAUCAAGACAGAGAAGAGUCAACUGACUCUGUGCCGGCCGAAGGCGAAGCCCAAGARGUGCACGCGGACGUGAAUGCCAAAGAAGACGGAUACAGCGUCGGCGUACCCGGACCUCUGACGAGAAUAUUCGUAAUUGCCAACAGGGGAGUUGCCAAUUUGGUCCAAGACCUGAUACUGAGAUUGGCCCAGACCACCGAACGAAUAGUGAACUUCAAAGCCAGAUUAAUUACAUCCCUCAUCUAAGCAAAUAUUCAAGUUUGUGUAGUAAAAUGUAAUUUAUUACCUGCGAGCGGCGUAUUUUAGUCAUGACUUAUGAGAUUAAAUCAUAACUUAGUUUGCACAACCGUAAACCUACGUCGAUUUUUUUAUAUAUAACACGAUUUUUUAACUAUGUGUUUGAAUAACAUCUCCAAUUCGUGUCUUACCCAUCAACUACGUCGUGUCGCACACACUCACCCAUACAAAUACUCAUAUACACGCAUUAAAAUAUUUUACAACCAAGUCAACAUUUAAURAAAUAUUCGACAUAUUAUAAUGUUCAAAUUUUUUUUUUUUUUUCGUAAAAUAUUGUUCUGCCAAUGCAAUUUAAACACUGUAUACGUUAAUAACGAUGUCCAUAUCUCUCGCACAAACAACAAAUGAUUUUAAUAGAUYAACAUUUUCAAAACAAGUGCCAAAAUACAAAAUAUAAUUUUAAAACCAUCAGACGAUAACGAUAUGUCAUACGAUCACCAAUUUAUAAUUAUUUAUACCUAUGACGUGCACUAUAAUAUCAGUAGUCUUGUUGAAUAUAUAGGUACAUCUCUUAACGAUUUAAUCGGCACGUCUUAUUAAAUUWAAUACACAGUGUACCUACAACUAUCAAUUGGUAGUUAUCAACAUUAAAACACUGAUUUUAGACUAUUGUAGUGAUUUAAUUAAUCAAUUAAAAAAUCAAAAUCAAAAUUACGUAGGUACUCAUGUAUAAUUAAUAUUAGUAAUAAAUAUAAAAUUGUAAAAACAUUAUCAUAUAAAUACUUAUUUACCUUGUAGUAUACUAUUUUUAUUUAUUAGACCCAUGAAAUACCUAAAUGUAAACUUGUCUACUGUAUAAAUUA
Messenger RNA from Diuraphis noxia (Russian wheat aphid), 2214 nucleotides. RefSeq lists its product as uncharacterized. The record is from RefSeq and is a predicted model, not a curated record. Lineage: Eukaryota; Metazoa; Arthropoda; Insecta; Hemiptera; Aphididae.